Molecule: messenger RNA, 4407 nt
Organism: Oldenlandia corymbosa var. corymbosa
Lineage: Eukaryota; Viridiplantae; Streptophyta; Magnoliopsida; Gentianales; Rubiaceae
Source: the annotation of a GenBank genome assembly
GUUUUGGAUCACUUUUCACAAAGAGAGGCAGCUUGAUUUAUAGAAGUUUCCACAAUGUGCAGGACCAAGGAAGGUUUAACCAUAAAUGUGUAAUAUAACUAUUUAUAACAAAGGUUGUUUCAAAGAUGGACAUGUAACAAGGGGGUCACACGAAACAACUCUUGACACAGCGCCAACGCUCCUUUAGACAAAUAAUUAUUAAUGCUAAACGGAAUCUAACAGACAACGGCUCAAAAUAAAAGAAAAAAGACUUAAAGUCUUAAACACCAACCAAAACCCCCAAAAGUUGAGAAACCCACCAACUUUUUAUCCAGCUAUGGACUUCAUAAUAAUAGAAGUCUUUUGCAUCACUUAUCAGUCUAUGCCUAAGAAGAAGGCACCUUGAUGUUUGUAUAGCCCAAGAAGAGAGACUAUAGAAAGAACUCCUGUAAUAGCCUAACAAGUUGGGAGCUUUAUAUCUGGAAUAUCCAAUAUUUAGAAAUACGAAAGACAACCGUACACUCUUAUCCGUACGAGACUAGCACUAAAUAUGUAAUAACUUUCUUGACCUCUUACGAUCUCCGAAUGGUAAAAUUCUAAAACUUGUUUUAGUAUACACUUCCACCGUACGUGAACUAAGAGGCAAGUACAUGUUUCAUUACUAAACUCAUGAAGACUUUCAAAUAACAAUGCAAACAGAACAUGAUUGCUAGCAUAUUCAGAACAUACUAUGCAGAGGAAAAAUGAAAUCAAGUGAACAUUUUGGGAUUCAAUGUUAAUCCUUUACAGCAGGUUCGAAUGUCGUCUCUAUAUGUAGCGAGUAAAUCGGCAUACACAUUAUCUUACAUGACCAACCAACUCUACUAGAAGCAUAAAAGUAUCUUAUUGUUACCUUAAAACAAUGUGCUUCAAGGUGCAAUACUACCAAAGAGUUAGUUUUAGUAAAUUUAUAAUUUGAAUCAAUUCUCAAGUUUACCAGACCAAAUUACAGUGGGAAAAACAUCAAAACUUACCAAAAUUAAGCUAGAUUGAAGCUCAUUCAUCAACCAACGUUUAGGUAAACAGAUAUUCCGGAGUACCAAAAAAAGCAACUCAAAUUCCAAUUGCCAGUAAAUUUCACCAGUAGCCCAUCUUAAUUCAACAUUCAACAACUCAAAUUGAUUCAAAAAAAAAAAAACCCUUUGCUCGACAAGCCAAAACAAACUGAUUUCCUGAAGGAAAACAGAGACUAAGAAGAGUAGAUACAUAAACCAGAUAGUUACUAAAUUAAUUUAGUGCCGACAACAGAAGCAAAACAAACCUGGUGGAGGAUAGAGAGAGAAGGGCGGAGAAGUGAUUGGAAAAAUUAUGGUUUUCAGACGAGCUUUUCCCUUUUUGUUUCUCUUCUUCUUACAUUCUAGUAUACAUUUUUCAACCCUAAUUAUUUUUUAUUUUUUUGACAUUUUUAAUAUUUCCUACAUAGGUUUUAUAUUAAAAAAAAAUUGAAAAUUAAAUAUUAUUUUUCUUUCUCUUUUUACUUUUUCCCCCACAAACCAUCGAAACUAUUCCACAAACCCAAUUUCCCUUGGUUCGCAAGAAAAAAGAAAGACGAAAAGUUUCAUCUCAAGCUGGUGGAGCAACAGCAAUCGUCAUGUGUUAGGGCCAUCAAUCAGCAGUCAAAAGAGGUAAAAUUACUGUACAAAUAAUUUACAAUCCAUGCCAAGAAGGGUUGCAAUUGGUUUGAGAAAUUUAGGAAACAAUAAACCAUAGCUAAGUUUUAUGUUACUAUUUUGUUGCAUUUUUUUCUUGGUUGCUAAGGAUUGUAUUUGGAAAUUUACAGAUGGAUUGUUUAAUUUCUGGAAAUGUGAAUUAGUUGCAAAGUAAAACAUAGAGAAGUAUUAGAAAAUCCCAGAUUUUUUUGUAGCAAUUUGGAGGAGCCUGAUUAUCAGGUUAUAUGGUUUUCAUUGUGCUUGUUUUCUUACCAAACUCUUCCUUGGGUAUCAAUUCUUGUUUUGGUUCUAUGGUUUGCCAAAUGGCUACACCAAUCUCGCGAAAUUGUGCUUCACAUAGGGUACUGUUGUAGUUGUAUUCCGAAAGUGCACAGAAAAACAGAUUUGCAGUGCUCUGUUGAAAGACCUUUUCGCUUAGCUGUUAUAAUUGUUUUCAAGGAUUUGUUUAAUGUAUUUCUUCCUUCAGGUUAAUUUAUUGUGCAGUUUUUACGGAUUUCUAAACAGAGUUGUAGAUUGUCCGAACACUUUAUUUGAACUUGACAUGUGCAUGACUGAAAAACAUGCAUGACUGGAAAACUGAAAAACCAGAUUCUGAGUUUCUGUUUGGGGAUUAGUUACUCCUAUCCUUUGAGUCCUUUGUUGUGGGUUUUUUUUUUCAUGAAUAUGUCCUAUAUUCAAUGGUGUUUAUUUUAGUGGUUCAUGAAAAGGAGUCCUAGUUUGUCCAAAUAUUAAGUUUGAAUUGACUAAUUGAAUUCAAAUUUUUUGGAAGAAUUCAGUUUUGAAGUGCUGUGUCGAAGAUCGGAUUUGUCGUAAUUUUUGAACUGGUUUUCCUGAAUCCUUUUAUUAAAACUCUUCCUUGUUUCUCCUAGUUUAAAAUGGUUUUUGUGGCUUGCAUUUGGAUCUUUAGUUUGAUAAAAAAACAUGCCUUGAACAUGGCAUAUUUACCACCUUUUUGCUGAAUUUCAGAAUGUAGGAAUUGGGAGGUUAACUUUGAAACUUUGAUUCGCUAGGAUAGAGGAACUUACUGGGCUGUUAAGUUCAUCCCAAUAUUUUCCCACCUUAGGUUAGCAAGAGAACCGAAUUAACCGGAGGAAUGGGUGUACACAUAUAACAAAUGGUGUUUUCUUCUGUUUUGGAUUAGAUUGAUACCCAAGUUCUAUUUGAAUUUAAUGCUUUUAUAUUGUACUUAAACCUUCUGCUGUGUAUAUUAGAAAUUUGAAGGGAAAAAAGAAAAAAACUUGUGAAUGCAGGGAUGUUACAGUUGAAACGAAACAAAAUCUGCAAGCGAGAUCCCUUAUUUUAUUUUCUUAAUAUCGAAGGCACAGAACAGAGGUAAAUCUUGGGGAUGGACGGACCGCCAGAGAACGAUUUCUGUUCAAUAUGUCACGCCAACUUUCAUCUUCCUUCCCAAGCUAAUUGUUCCCACUGGUAUUGCUGUAAGUCACAUUAUCCCUCUUGUUUUUAUUCUGUUUCAGGAGGUGGGUUCUGUUGAUUUUUCAAUUUUACGAAGUUACUGAAGGCAAGAUUAAAUUCUUUUAUGGAAUUUUCUUGACCUGUUAUGCUGAUCUGAUUUUGUGUGGGAUUUGCCAUCUGUUUUCCUAACUGAAUUAUUAUAGUAAGAAUACAGUCAUUAAUAGAGGCUCCAUCCUUGAUGGGAUAAAACAUCAAUUUGUGGUGGUAAACUUCAUUUCUCAUUGGGUUAAGUCCUAUUGGAUAAAAGUUUGGUUUCCCUUUCCAGGCCAUCUUGAAAAUGGAAAUGUUACUGCAAUAGCUGUUGUUUAAUUCUAGGUUUCUUGUAAUGGAAUUCAUUCUGUUGCACUUUGCUUUGAAUGUCUAUAAAACUUCAGCAUUAUAAAUGGGGCGUGUUGUUCAGAAGUUUGGUUAUAAAAUGCUGCAAACUUUGCCUAGAACUAGCAGAAAGUUUGAUAGAUUGGGACAUUUACACGUGUUUCCUUACUAUUGGUCGUCUGAAACUGAUGUAUUCUUAUCCAGCAAACUGCAUUUUACAAGUUUGGAAUCAUGGACCAGCCCUUCAGCCAUGCAAAUGUCCAUUAUGUCGCCGUCCUAUUACUUUGUUGAUUCCUAGUGAGUCAACAUCCAGGCAGCAUGAUAAUGCUGAAGUUUUUCAGAUUCUACAGAGGAUUGAAUCAUAUAACCGUCUAUUUGGGGAACGAUCAGAGGGCUUUGUACAGAGAAUCCAAGAUCUACCGUUUCUUCUUAGGAGGUUGUUGCGAGAUAUCAUGGAUCCUCAAAGGUCUAUUCCAUUGGUCAUCAGGGCACGCGUCUAUUUGGCAGCAUUUCUGAGUGCUAUAUAUGUUCUCAGUCCUGUGGAUAUUAUACCAGAAGCGGUAAUGGGUGUAAUUGGUCUGCUGGAUGAUUUCCUCAUAGUGUUCAUGUGCUUCAUGCAUGUCGCUGCCCUUUACCGGUCUGUGCUGCUCAAUCGGCAUGGGGGCUCUUCUUGAUUAAUGCUCUAGGUUUAGCACCAACAAAGUAGAUUCUUAAAGGAUGCAUACUUCUACCAAAGAUUAAUUCAUUGUUCUUUCCUGUAAUCCUCAAACCACGAUAUUUUGUUGGUUCAGUGAAUUUUUUACACAGCGUCAAUUUGAUGAGCGCAGCAGGCAUUUUAUGAGACUAAAGUGGCUAACAUGAUGUUGACGUUAUGAACUAUCGAUGAUUCGUCACUGAAAUUUAACAGGACAAAGAAUCAACAACAUAUAAG